This is a messenger RNA of Aspergillus affinis, 891 nucleotides long. RefSeq names its product SDR family NAD(P)-dependent oxidoreductase. Gene Ontology annotation, molecular function: oxidoreductase activity. Lineage: Eukaryota; Fungi; Ascomycota; Eurotiomycetes; Eurotiales; Aspergillaceae. Bases 1 to 891 code for a protein of 296 amino acids. The record is from RefSeq and is a predicted model, not a curated record. The transcript is spliced from 3 exons.
AUGUAUCGGUUUUCUUUUCGGUCAAGAGGCCGUCUCGUUCAAUCAACUUGGGCUCCUCGUGUAUUUCGUUUCGUAGCCACGAGCUCUGUCCCCAAACCAGUCCCCGAAGCCCCCAUCUUUCCUGUCCUGAGGAACAAAACCGCGAUCAUCACGGGCGGUACGCAAGGCAUGGGCAAAGCAACCGCAUCGGUGUUCUUGCGAGCCGGAGCCAAAGUGAUUAUAGCUGAUUUAAAAGCGGAGGGUGCGCAGACGGCGGAGGAGCUAUCCUCUAUGGGCGAUGUCCGGUUUGUGCAAACCAACAUCUCCAAGUCAGGAGAUGUUCAAAGCCUCAUUUCGGAGACCGUCAAGGCCUUCGGAAGAAUUGAUGUGGCGGUCAACAACGCUGCCAUGAUUCCGGACAAGACUACGUUGGUUGAUUUCGACGAGGACUAUUGGAGAAGAUUACUCGACGUAAACCUUACGGGCACCGCCUUAUGUUGCAAGUAUGAGAUGCAGCAGAUGCUGAGACAGAAAUCAAAGGGAUCUAUUGUCAACAUCGCCUCCGUCAACGCGUACAUGACGCAGCCGCUCAUGCCAGCAUACACAGCAAGCAAGCAUGCGUUGCUGGGAUUGACCAAGCAUGCGGCAACAGAGGGAGGCCCAGCAGGCAUUCGAGUUAAUGCUGUUGCACCAGGGGCGAUCUAUAGCGAGAUGUCUGCGACGGCAUUAAAGAUCAUUGGCGUCACGCACGAGGAAAUGGCACUCAAUAUUAGCAGCUUGAAUCGUUUUGGAGAGCCGCACGAAGUGGCCCAGGGGUCGCUUUGGCUUGCUUCGGACAGUUCAUCGUAUGUGAAUGGUAUUUGCUUGCCCAUCGAGGGAGGUUCGUACAAUGACCCAGAGCCAGAGGCCUAA